Aedes aegypti (yellow fever mosquito) is the source of this 981-nucleotide messenger RNA. Its product is annotated as RNA-binding protein 7-like. Lineage: Eukaryota; Metazoa; Arthropoda; Insecta; Diptera; Culicidae. Gene Ontology annotation, biological process: regulation of alternative mRNA splicing, via spliceosome. Gene Ontology annotation, cellular component: nucleus. The coding region runs from base 200 to 712 and encodes 170 amino acids. The record is from RefSeq and is a predicted model, not a curated record. The transcript has 2 exons. Gene Ontology annotation, molecular function: single-stranded RNA binding.
UAGAAAACAUCGAACUGUCAAAAGUUGCAUCAAAACAAAACCGGAUCGGAUUGAAUUGCGCUGAAUUUUGUGCGGGAGUUCGAAAUAAUAUCAAGAAAUCGCUGUUUUCAACUUAAUUGCAGUUACUAAAAUAUAUUAUCGGUAAAUUAUAUUGUGAGGAAUAUUGCAAUAUCUUUGACAGUGUAAAACCAACGCCAAAAUGAGUGAGGAAGAUGAGCGUACUCUCUGGUGUGGAAACCUUGCGGAGAAGGUGACGGAGGAGCUGCUGUACGAGUUGUUCUUGCAGGCCGGUCCGGUAGAAAUGGUAAAGAUUCCCCAGGACAAAGAUAAACGCCCCCGAUCGUUUGCAUUUAUAACCUUUGCCCAUGGAGCCUCGGUGGAAUACGCUAUGAACAUUUUCGACGGCACAAGGUUGUUCAAUCGGCAGCUGACGAUACACAAGAAGAGCAAAAACGGACAAAACGCAGGAUCGCCAAAGGUGAACAAUCCCCAGCAGAAACCGUGGCCAACAGCAACAACAACAACAGCAGCAGCACCAGCAGAUGAACCUCGGAAACAUGCCGAACCUGGCCCAGAUGCAGUUUGCCAACAUGAGCCCGGGAGCAAUGACCCAGAUGAUGAUGCAGGGAAUGAUCAAUCAGCUGAGCCAACAGGUGCUGGCCAAUAUGGGCAACAUGCCGCAGAAUAUGCAACAGAACAAAAUGAACCGUAACGAUCGCCAGCAACACCAGCAGCAGAAGCCAUACUCUCGGGAGAGGGACAGAGACCGGGGUGACAAUUUCUCCGGUCGGGAUCGGAACGAAGGGGGGGACCAGAUGUUCUCCCGGGAUAGGGGCAACGGUCGCGGUGACGGAAACAAAAAGCGAAGAAACGAGUAUCGUGGAAGGAGAUAACAUGGGGGAGACUUCGAUUGGACUUUUUCGUAUUUUAUCCACUGUAUGUCUUGAGAUGAAUAUGGCGAAAUAAAUUUAAUAUAUCUUA